GCCCCGGGGCUGUGCGGUGAAACCGGCCCGGCCGUGGCUGGGGCGGGACCCAGACGGGGCUGAGGGGGCAGAGAUACCCCGGGCCUGCCCUGCCCUGCCCUGCCCUGCCCGGGUGUCCGGCCAAGGGUGACAGGGACAGGAAGGAGGCUGCGGUCACUGCCCUCAGCUGACCCCCGGAAGGCGCUGUAAAUCCUGGAUCCUCCAUUCCCAUGGCUGGGCGCCGAGGAGCUGCCUGAUGACCCCAGGACAUGCUGAUACUGUUUUGCCAGGAGAGAGAUGGGCAAAAGGUACUUCUGUGACUACUGUGACAGGUCCUUCCAGGACAACCUGCACAACAGGAAGAAACACCUCAAUGGAGUGCAGCAUCUGCGGGCUAAGAGAGUCUGGUACGACUUAUUCCGAGAUGCUGCUGCAAUCCUGCAGGAAGAGCAAACCAAGAAACCUUGUCGGAAGUUUCUGCAAACAGGACAGUGUGAUUUUGGGUCCAACUGCAGAUUUUCCCACAUGACAGAGCAGGACCUGGAGAAGCUGAGUGCCCAGGUUCAAGGAGAGAAGAGGCUGAAGGAGCUGCAGAGGGAGGGAGCAGAUAUCCCACCAGGCACCAUCGAGGACUGGCUGGACAAGAGAGCCCAGAGGCUGAGUGCAGCUCAGAGCAGCAGUGCUCUUCUUGAGAAACCAGCACCAUUCCAGUACCCUCUGGGCUGGCCACCAGUGCAAGAGCUGCCCCCGUCCCUGCAGGCCCCCCCACCCGGGGGGUGGCCAGUGCCCCCCAACCUGCAGUGGGGCUGAGGCACCCCAGAGCCUGCCUGGGGCUGCCUGCCUCUGCUCUGGGAAAGGGAUGGGAUUAUUUAUACACACUUUUAUUUCAAUAAACCCUCCUCCUGCCCGUUGCA
Messenger RNA from Agelaius phoeniceus (red-winged blackbird), 893 nucleotides. RefSeq names its product zinc finger matrin-type 5 (gene ZMAT5). Gene Ontology annotation, cellular component: U12-type spliceosomal complex. Gene Ontology annotation, molecular function: zinc ion binding. The record is from RefSeq and is a predicted model, not a curated record. Lineage: Eukaryota; Metazoa; Chordata; Aves; Passeriformes; Icteridae.